UGUCGUUAAGUCUAAUUUUUGCUUUAAUUUCUCUGAGCACCUGUUAGCGUUAAACAUAUGAUUAAAUUCCUUUGAAGAGGUAUUUACUCUCCUUUUGCUUAAAUCUCAGAACUUCCUUAUAUUCUGAAAUUGCAACAUUGGAAUUUUCCCUUUAAAGCAUAGUCACCUAUAGUAUGGCGUUGAUAUAACUUAUAAUAUCGAAGUGUUUACAAAGAUCAGAGAAUUGAAAAUCGUUUCCUUCAACCUAAGCUAAAGAGGAGAAAGUCUGGAAUCUAAGAAGUAUCAUCAAGUACUCAACAAUGCAUCUGGGAUAUCUUCUAGUGUUUUUUAGCAUUUUGUUAGUAUCAUCAGCGAAGAGUACAAACUGCGACGAGAAUGAAAGCAUUCAAGAAGAUGCCAAUGCGUAUGUUGUCAGCGAUGACGAUAUCGACAAUAUUUUCGAGACAUGCUUAAAUAAAGAAGUUCCUGCAAGAAGACAGCUAGAAAAACGACUUGUUGAGAAAGGAAGGGUACUGAAGACUAAAGUUUCCGAUCUCAGCCUUCUCAGGAGAAAGAACACGGAUCCUUUGGUCUAUAUCAACGAAUACAAACAGAUUCCUUUUGAGGCAGUCACCAGCAGUAUCUACAGAAAGUAUAACCUAAGUGAGAAACAUAUUGUAAACACAUUGUCUAAAAGGAAGUUAAAGGGAGAUAACUGCGAAAAGGCCAUCAAUGACUGUAUGUCCGGUCAGAAUGCACCCCGAUGUGACCGAAGUUCUGUUUAUCGAACGUUGGAUGGAUCUUGCAACAAUCUUGAAAAUCCAAAUUGGGGAAGAACAUUCUCUUGUCAAAGAAGGUUGUUACCUGCUUAUUAUACCGGUGAGAGUGGAUUUCGAAGAUCUGUGUUGGGAGGUGACUUGCCUGAGCCAAGAACACUCUCGUUAAACGUCCAUUCCCAUCUCAAUCGACCAACUAAUUAUGUCACACAUAUGUACAUGUUCUUUGGACAAUUUUUAGAUCAUGACUUAACACUCACACCUGGCAGUACAACGGUCGAUAAUCAAGCAAUCGAGUGUUGUCCACCAGAACCAGAAACACAUCCUCAGUGUGCUCCAAUCAGAAUUAGGGGUGACGACCCCUUUUACUCUAAUUAUGACGUGACUUGUAUUAAUUUUGUUCGAUCUGCAAUUUGUCCAGUAUGCACAUUAGGCCAGAGACAGCAAAUGAACUCUCUCACAAUAUUUAUAGACGCUUCCUUAAUAUAUGGAACCACUCGGAACGAAUCGGACUCUUUAAGAACAAACGAUAAUACUGGAAGGUUUGCAGUUCAAAGAACAAGUGUUGGCGAUUUAUUACCUCGAAGCAACGAUCCCCAAAAUGAUCAGUGCAGCUUUCCAGAUGAAAAUCAAAUUUGUUUUCGAUCCGGAGAUUCAAGAGUUAACCAGCAUACCACUUUGACGUCAUUGCACACUGUAUUUAUGCGUGAACACAACAGGAUUGCUGACCAGCUAAGAAUUAUAAAUCCGCAGUGGGACGGUGAAAGGAUUUUCCAAGAAGCUAGGAAAAUCGUUGGCGCCCAGAUGCAAGUCAUAACAUACAAGGAAUAUCUUCCGAUUACCCUUGGUGCAGAUCGCAUGACAUUUUUUCGUCUUUGGAUCAGCAGUGACGGAUCAACGUUGUACGAUUCGACCAUAGAUCCUAGUGCUCUCAUAGAAUUUACGACGGCAGCAUUCCGAUUUGGACACAGUUUAAUCAAUAGUGUGGUUACUCAAUCCCCACCAGCUGCUAAUGGCGGGGACAGACUACUGAGAAACGAAUUUUUUGAACCUUUUGGAUUGUACGACGGUCUGAUUUCUCCUCUACUGCGAGGCGUAUCACGAAGUCCUGCCCAGUGGUAUGACAGACACUUGGUCCCAGAUGUCACGAAUUAUCUAUAUAGGAUUAGAGGAGACCCAACAGGUUUGGAUUUGGCAUCAAUUAAUAUCCAGAGAGGUAGAGACCAUGGUCUACCUCCUUACACUGCUAUGGUUUACCUGUGCUCAGAUAAACACUACAGUGUGGGCGGUUUUGAUGACUUGUACAGAUACAAGUUGAUGUCCUACGACAACGCUCAGCGACUGAGAAGAAAUUAUGGGCAUGUGGAUGAUAUCGAUUUGUGGACUGGGAUAUUAAGUGAAAUACCCAAAGAGGGAGCCGUUGUUGGUCCAACUGCAGCUUGCAUUAUUGGUCUGCAGUUCAAUAAACUGAAAUAUGGAGACCGAUUUUAUUUCGAACACCGCAACGAGCGAUCUUCCUUUACUUACCAGCAAAGACAAGAGCUGAAGAAAACAUCCUUAUCGAAGAUUAUAUGUCUUAAUACAAAAGUAUCACAGAUGCCUUUAAAUGCUAUGUUAUUCAACAGCAGAAACAAUCCUUUCAUUGAUUGUUCAAGAGUGGCAGGGAUCGACCUGUCUUACUGGAAGGAAUAGUGUCUGAAUUAGACUCUUCAAAGCAAUGAAAUAGCCUAUUUUUAUACUGGAUUUCAAGCAUAAAUUAUCACCAGAAAUUUUUUGCAUUGUAUGUAAUAGAUAAAUUAAAAUACUAUUUCCAGUAAUAAAAUUAAUAGAUAAUGUAAUGA
Stegodyphus dumicola is the source of this 2596-nucleotide messenger RNA. RefSeq names its product immunomodulatory peroxidase-like. Gene Ontology annotation, biological process: response to oxidative stress. Gene Ontology annotation, molecular function: peroxidase activity; heme binding. NCBI's taxonomy places the organism in Eukaryota, Metazoa, Arthropoda, Arachnida, Araneae, Eresidae. The record is from RefSeq and is a predicted model, not a curated record.